GCGGAAAGAGCUGAAGAUAGAGCAAGAAUUGGCUCAGCGGUUAAGAGGGGAUGACGAACGAACCGAGGCACAAAAACAGCUCACAUACAACGAUCACCUGAGUGACUCAUUCUUGGACAAGAUAAAGGCCGAAGAGAUGCGCAAGCAGAUGUUCAAUGGCGACGAGGUUGAGGAGGGUGAGUACUGA
Molecule: messenger RNA, 187 nt
Organism: Sphaeroforma arctica JP610
Lineage: Eukaryota; Ichthyosporea; Ichthyophonida
Exons: 1
Source: RefSeq, a predicted model, not a curated record